GAGUGUACCAUGAUUUUCACGCCUCCCCGGCUUCCACGAAUGUGUGUAUUUGCCAGCCAGAGGUGAACAUGGCUGAGAUCUCGGAGAGGACGCUACAAGUCGCGGUCGUGGUCUCCUUCGCUGCCGGCUUUGUGGCGGGCUGGCAGGCCAACAGGGUGAGGAGGCGGUUCCUGGACUGGAGGAAGAAGCGGCUUCAAGAUAAACUGUCACAAACUCAGAAGAAGCUGGAUUUGGCUUGAAUGGUGUGUGGCUGUCUGGUCUCCUUGAGUGAUAGCCUUCUCUGAAGCUGCUGGAUGUACUACACCUCUAUCCCUGUGGAGAAGUGACCUCAGAAUGACCUCCGUCUGCACCACCGGCACGUCCCUCCAACACUUUAAGACUGGACUUGAUAUAUUCUGUGGACUAUCGAUGGGAAUGCAAUAAUUAGACAACACAACACACAGCAGCUUAUGUUCUGUCGUCACUGUGGGUCUGAGUCACAUCUGGUUAAAUAAAUUAUUUUCACGUC
Pseudoliparis swirei is the source of this 508-nucleotide messenger RNA. RefSeq names its product mitoregulin-like. Gene Ontology annotation, cellular component: mitochondrial inner membrane. Lineage: Eukaryota; Metazoa; Chordata; Actinopteri; Perciformes; Liparidae. The record is from RefSeq and is a predicted model, not a curated record. Gene Ontology annotation, biological process: positive regulation of mitochondrial membrane potential. The transcript is spliced from 2 exons. The coding region runs from base 69 to 239 and encodes 56 amino acids.